UAUCUGCCCUUCCCCUUUUCGCUGCACUUUUCGUCUUCCUCCUUUUUAGGGUUUUCUAAGGAUUUAUCAACUCGGAUGUGAUCAAAAUCCAUGGCGGCUUGCGAUGCAGGACCCGUAGGGUUAGGGUUAGUGUUAAAUCCCCCCUCUCCCGUCCCUUCUUCCGAUGCCACCGACAUCCCCGAAACCCUCAAUGCCGAUCUCCACAAUCUCGAUCUCAAUACCGAAGACGAUCCGAGUUCGAAAUCCGACGAACUUAACAACCCCAAGAUCGAAAAGGAUCCAGAGGAGAGAUCCGACGAACUUGGCAAUCCCAAGGUCGGAGAGGAUCCCGAGGAGAAAUCCGACGGUGCUGAUCAAGAACCGACGGCGAGGGAAGAGAAUGGGAACUCUGCUAACGAGAAUUCGGAGCCUUCGAGCGAGGAGAAUCUCGUGGAGACGGCGGUCGAUGGUUGGGGUUCGGAUCCGGGGGUCACAGUGCCUGAAGAGAACCAGAAGCCUGAUGAAGUGAUGGCAGAUGGUUGGGGCUGGGAUCAAGAUUUCAAUUUAUCUAAUGGGAAUCAGAAUCCCGAGAAAGAUAUCGAGUGGUCGAAUGGAGAGAAAGUGGAAGUUUUUGGAUGGGGUCCGGAGACUGGAGUUACUGAAAAGAAUUAUAAACCUGGUGUGGGUUUUGAGAAUACGAAAGAGGAGAAGGGGCAAAGGAGAAAGCCUCAGUUUCCGGUGAGGUCAAAUGAGGCGAAUUGUGCAUACUAUAUGAAGAUGGGGACCUGCAAGUUUGGAUUGAACUGCAAGUUCAAUCAUCCACCAAAUAAGAUGAAGAACAGGGCGAAAGUUAGGAAAAUGCCUGAGGGGAUUCAGUUAAAGGAUGCUGGGUUAAAAGAAAAUGGUGCUUCCUCAGAAAAUGUUGGGAAGACAGACUAUGAGAAGACUCACAAUGAAAAGAAAGGGGGAACUUUUCCAGAUAGUAAUGGACAAAUCAGUUGCAAGUAUUACUCAUCACCUGGAGGUUGCAAGUAUGGGAAUGCCUGUAAAUAUAAUCAUAAUGAAAAAAAUGAAUUUCCAGCACCACCAGCAGCGCUGAACUUUUUGGGCCUUCCAAUGCGGCCGGGAGAGAAGGAGUGCACAUAUUACAUGAGUACUGGAAGUUGCAAAUAUUCAACCAAUUGUAGGUUUCAUCAUCCAGAUCCAACUGCUGUAGGUGGCCAAGAUCCUUCUUCAGGAUAUCAAAAUGGUACCCUUCCUCAACCACAUGCUCCACCAGCACAACCGCCUAUGACAUCAUGGCCAGCUCAGCAGAAUCCAAAUGACCAAGUACCUUAUACACCGCCACCUUAUGUUACAGGAUUUUAUUUACCUCCUCAAGGGCUCCAUCCAAAUCCAGAAUGGAAUAGUUAUCCGGCUCCUGCAAGACCGUUGUUUACACCUGAAAUGAAUAUGCCACACCCUCCAUCUGCUGCUACCAUGAGAGAUACUAUGCAUAAGGGAAAUGGUUCUGCUCCGAAACAUGCACCAGACGCCGAAUAUCCUGAGAGACCUGGCCAGCCAGAAUGUCAGUUUUUCAUGAAAACUGGGACUUGCAAAUUUAAAACAGCAUGCAAAUUUCACCAUCCAAAGAGUCGCCUUCCAAAAACAUCUGGAGUCAAUGUCAGCCCUGUUGGCCUGCCGCUUAGACCUGACCAACCUAUAUGUACACAUUAUAAUCGACAUCGGAUCUGCAAGUAUGGUCUUUCCUGCAAAUAUAAUCAUCCAAUGGAUUUCAACCCUUCUGUAGCUCCAGCUGCAGUCCCAGCAUCAUCUCGGAAAGUAUCUCCAGUGCCCGGUAUCGAACCACAAGAGGUUAGAACUGAAGGCAAUACCAACUCAAAUCAGGAGUCAGAAUGGUGAUUCUUCUGUUUCCCCCCCUUUUUCUUUUCAUUUUCCCCAUCAUCAGUCUGCCUUCCAUUUUCUUUUAUGUUUUCCUUUUUCUCUUCUUUUAUGUAUAAAUAUGAAACAUAGUAUACUAUGUAUGGACAACGAAGCAAUAAUUUACAGGAUCUGUAUGAAAAAUCUUUGGUGGAUAAUUGCCAGCACUUGACAGCCAUGUUUUAAGUUA
Asparagus officinalis (garden asparagus) is the source of this 2089-nucleotide messenger RNA. Its product is annotated as zinc finger CCCH domain-containing protein 65-like. Gene Ontology annotation, molecular function: metal ion binding; mRNA binding. The transcript is spliced from 8 exons. The coding region runs from base 91 to 1881 and encodes 596 amino acids. NCBI's taxonomy places the organism in Eukaryota, Viridiplantae, Streptophyta, Magnoliopsida, Asparagales, Asparagaceae. The record is from RefSeq and is a predicted model, not a curated record.